CCUUGUGAGGCAGAGAUGGAGGGGGAGCUGCCUAUAUAAGGGGCCCCGGCAUUCCUCCUGAGCCCAAGAUUAGCGAGUGCUGCUUUGCAUGGUGUAGGCUUUGGAGUGGGGGGAGGAGGAGGAGCAGCCACUGCCGAAGCCUAUAUUUACUCUUGGGAGACCCAUGGGCAAAAUCCGUUUAAAUGCUUUUUAAGAGAUCUCGGAUCCCCAGCAGCAACUGCGCCUCGGGGUGUUGCAAAAGCUCAGAGUUCACCGGAGAGCCCCCCUGGCAUUACACCUAGCCACCCGGGAAGGAGGAAGGCUUCGGGACUUGGAGCUUGCAUGCCUUCCCUCUAGCCUGGCCUGCUCUGGCUUCUGAAGACGGACAUGCUGGAAAUGUGUUGCAUACUUAAAAACUAUACCCCCUACUGACGGAGGCCUAAGAAGCAAAAUCCUCCCUUGACGGUAAUGAUGACCGGGUACUUGGACGAAUCAGACAUCAUGAUGGUGGAGGAGGGCUUCACCACCAGGGACCUCCUGGAAAACCUCCUCCUGCGGGUUUCCCAGACGGGUAGCCGAGAAGCCUUCUUUGUGGCCGAUCUCGAGGAUGUGGUGAAGAAACAUUUGCGCCUCCUCAAGGCCCUGCCCCGCGUCCGGCCCUUCUAUGCCCUGAAGUGCAAUGGCAGCAAAGGAGUGGUUCAGAUGCUGGCGGGGCUGGGGGCCGGUUUUGGCUGUGGCAGCCAGAUGGAGAUAGCCCUGGUGAAAAAUAUUGGCGUCCCACCAGACCGAAUCAUCUGCACCAGCCCUUGCAAGCAGGUCUCCCUGAUCAGAUACGCAGCUAGUCAAGGGGUGCAGCUGAUGACCUUUGACAACCAAGUGGAGCUCGGGAAGGUCGCCCGGAGCCACCCGGCUGCCAGGAUGAUUCUGCGCCUGGCUACCGAUGACUCCAGGUCCUCUGCCCGUCUCAGCAUGAAGUUUGGUGCCACCCUCAAAUCCUGCCGACAUCUGCUAGAAACAGCCAAGGACAUGAAUGUCGAGGUGGUUGGCAUCAGCUUCCACAUUGGAAGCGGCUGUGCCGACCCGCAGAUCUUCACUCAGUCCGUAGCAGACGCUCGCCUGGUCUUUGAAAUGGGCGCAGAGCUGGGCUACAAGAUGCGCCUCCUCGACAUUGGAGGGGGGCUUCCUGGUGCCGAAGAGUCCAAAGGGCGCUUUGAAGAGAUGGCAGCUGUGGUCAACUCUGCUUUGGACCUCUACUUCCCAGAAGGCUGUGGAGUGGAGAUAAUUGCCGGACUGGGGCGCUACUAUGUGGACUCGGCCUUCACCUUAGCGGUCAACAUUGUUGCCAAGAAGGAAGUUCCCUUGGAUCAGCCGGGUUCUGAUGACGAAGACCCCGGUGGCAAGCGGAGCUUCGUCUACCACAUUAACGAUGGCGUUUUCGGCUCCUUCGGCUCCAUCCUCUUCCACAACACCUGCCCCGUCCCCAUCCUGCACAAGAAACCCUCUCCAGAUCCCCCCUUGUACAGCAGCAGCCUCUGGGGACCGACGGGAGAUGGACUGGACCGCGUGGCCGAGAGCAUGGAACUCCCAGAGCUCCAUGUCGGGGACUGGCUGAUCUUUGAGAACAUGGGGGCCCACACCGUACCGGCUUCCUCCUGGCUCAGGGGCGCCCAGCAAACACCGAUCCACUACACCAUGUCCAGGAUGGCCUGGGAAGCCGUCCAGCUCCUGCAGGGGAAACUGCUGCACCCCGAGGAAGAGGACCGGGAGAGCACGUGCGCCCCACUGUCCUGUGGCUGGGAGAUCACAGACAGCCUGUGUGUGGCCCCUGUCUUCACUCCAGCCAGCAUCAUGUAAGCCACGCCAAUCAUUCGCCGCAGGGGGCAGACCCUCCUCCCGACAGAUUCCUGCCACACUUUCUCUCCUGAUGGCCUGCCUGCCUGCCUCCUGCAUUUUCUGCCCUUGAGUAGGAGCUGUUUUUUCAAUGCUGUGUGGUUUUUAAGUAUGCAACAUAAACCCUGUUCCUCCUGAUCUCAGGGUCUCUUGUGCUCUCUCUGUGUGUGUGCAUGUGUGAAUGCGCGCGCAUGUGCAUCAAGAACAAAAUCUGCAGAGGGACUUGUACAGGUGACUUCAACAGCACCACCACUCAAUUCUGGCCAAAGUAAGAAACUGCAGGGAGACCAGGCAUACCGGCCAAGGAAGCCACAUAGGAACAUGGGUAAAGGUAAAGUGUGCCGUCGAGUUGAUGUCAACUCCUGGCAACCACAGAACCCUGUGGUUUUUCUUUGGUAGAAUACAGGAGGGGUUUACCAUUGCCUCCUCCCACACAAGACGAGAUGAUGCCUUUCAGCAUCUUCCUCAGGGGCAUAUCUAGGGUAGGGCAGGCAGGGCAUGUGCCCCGGGUGCCACUUGAAGGGGGGGUGCCAUUUUUCAAAAUGGGAAAGAAAAAAAAAAAGGCCACUGAAAACAAAAUGGCCACCACACAUGCUCAAAUGGCCUCUGCGAGGCCCUAGGCCUUGCCAGGCCUUGCAGAGGUCAUUUAAGCAUGCGUGGCAGCCUCCAAAAUGGCCAACACACUGAUCUUUGCAGGCCCAAACAGGCUUGAAAAUCAGCCUGGGACAGGCUGCGGCGGUGAAUUAAGAGGCCAGCGGGGGGAGGGGGAUCUUUGCAGACACCCCCCACAGCCUUUAGGAAGCCCCCUGAAGGGGCUAUAGGUAAUUUUUUAAAAUUUUAAUAUAAUAUAAGUCACUGUAUGCAUAUUCAGUUUGGCACUAUGUAUAGUGAAUCAGGGCUUGUGAAUACUGAGCUGAAGCUUAUGAGCUAGGAUAGUAUUCAUUUGCUCUUACUUUGCUUCUUGUGAUAAGUGAGUUAAAUGUGAUGUCUUAAUCAUAUGGCUACUAAUGGUGAGUUUUUCUUUGAAUCAGUGUGAAAUCCUUAGUAUUAAGGCCAGUGGGUGUUUCUAUCUCUCUUGCUCUCAUUUUAACUGUCUUUCUGAAAUACUAGAGUAUACUCCAAGCAGUGACACAGUUUAUUCUGCAUAUCCUUUAAUUAUUUUCAGAAUAUCUGGGAAAAGCCAAAUUCUCAUUUUAUUUUUAAAACGUAUGUAAUAGUGAUGCUACAAUGCAUAGUAGAGAAUUAGACAGGCACUUCUGUUUAGUUUUCCAAGUACACCUCCACAUAGUAUUUGGGUAUUUCAUGAGCCCCAGCAUACUGAAAUUUGUAGUUUUCCAGCAUUUUUUGGUCUGGCUAUGUCCACUGCUAAAUAGUUUUUGAAAUAUUAAAAGAUUAACGAGC
Hemicordylus capensis (graceful crag lizard) is the source of this 3270-nucleotide messenger RNA. RefSeq names its product antizyme inhibitor 2 (gene AZIN2). Gene Ontology annotation, molecular function: catalytic activity. The coding region runs from base 448 to 1833 and encodes 461 amino acids. Gene Ontology annotation, cellular component: cytoplasm. NCBI's taxonomy places the organism in Eukaryota, Metazoa, Chordata, Lepidosauria, Squamata, Cordylidae. The record is from RefSeq and is a predicted model, not a curated record. The transcript has 12 exons.